GUGCUGUCCUGUUUCCUGCUGCUCUCUGGUCUGAAGAUCUCACUGCAAUGGGAAAACGCAUCGUGCUGCUCCUGCUGGGCCUCUCCUUGCUGGUGAGCUCCCUGCAAGCUUUGACAUGUUUCAAGUGUGCUAGGCUCAAUUCUGAGAGGAUUUGUGAGAAAGAAGAAGGUUGCUGUAAGGCUAACCCUGGUGAGAAGUGCGCCUCACUUCUAGUGCUCGAAGAUGGCAAAGUCAAGUUUGGAGUCCAGAGAUGUGCUAACAUUUGCUUCAAUGGGAUUGUUGAGAAUGGAAAUAAGACAAUGAAAAUGAACUGUUGCAAUGACAAGUCUUACUGCAAUAGCCUGUAAACCUGAGGCUUUACACUUCUCUACUUUAAGUGAGCCCUCACCCCUUCCCUGUGCUCCUGCAGCCUCGCCGCUCAAGCCCUGACACCUGCAUGUACUUGACACCAGCUGUUGAUACCACAACAAUGUUCUACUUCCUCCAACCAGGGCAUACUUGUCUUGAUAAUCCAUUCAAAUUUCAAAUGGGUUAGCAGCUUAAACCAAUGGUUAGGCCAAAGAUGUCUACCCCAAACAUCUCUGCAAGUGGUCUCACAGGCACACUCAGACUUGUGCUUGAUGAAUCUGUUAGACAUCCUUUGUACCAUCAAGUGACUAGGAUCAGACAUCACAAACUAAAAGCUUUUAGAAUUUUGAAUAGGUCAUGAUAUGUGUUUGUAUGUAUUGAAAUAUAAAAAGUUACAUAAAAUUAAAAUAUUAAAAUCAUUAUAGCUUUUA
Molecule: messenger RNA, 779 nt
Organism: Peromyscus leucopus (white-footed mouse)
Lineage: Eukaryota; Metazoa; Chordata; Mammalia; Rodentia; Cricetidae
Product: secreted seminal-vesicle Ly-6 protein 1-like
Exons: 3
Coding region: 48-347 (99 amino acids)
Source: RefSeq, a predicted model, not a curated record